GCGAGAGUCAGCCUGUUGGACUUUCCCGCCUCCCGGGCAACCGUGCACCAAGCGAGGGCGAUCGGCCGCGGGGGUCGCCGCCGGCUGGUCGCCUCUCGCUCCUCUCGGCGGUGGUCUGAGGCCAGUGAGGUGUGGACUGCUUAUAGACUUUCACAGUCACAAAUAAGCAAGGAUAGUUCAACCCUCUUAGUGCAGUGCCCUGUCACACAGAUCAGCCAUGCCUGCCGAAGGGAAAAGUGAUAUGGAGAGGAUCGGCCUCUUCAGUGAAAUGGGUUAUAUUACCAUAGGAGAUAAAUAUGUACCACGUUAUAUGUGCGCUUUUAAUGAAGCUGCAAGCAAGAACAGACAGAUGUUACCUGGGGGGACCAAAACAUUGUCAGCUCUGCAGGCAGGUUAUUUUGAGCCCCAGUUUGUGAGGAUUUUCGAUGGUGAAGCCUACUCAAACCCUGUUCAGCUAAGGAGACGCUAUAGAUUGGCAGAAUCAAAGAAAAAUUUGGGCAAAGCUUUCCUCCCAAGUAAUGGAGACAAAUUGCCAUGUGGACUCGGCAGCUAUUAUGGAACCAUAGGAGGUUCGUAUGCAUACUUCAGUCCACAACUGAAAGCCAGAGAAAGAUACGUUCCUCCUGGAAAGAAUUUUUAUACUAAUCCAGGAAAGAAAGGAACUGGAUAUGGUUAUGCAAACCUUACCAUAGGCGAACAAUAUCCGCAUGAAUCUGAUGGGUAUGAAGUAGAAAGAAUAAAUGCAAAGAAAGCUCAAGAGGAACAUAAACGGUUGCUUAAAGGAGGGCCUUUCAAGUUAAAUCUAUAUCCCCAGGCGUAUUUUGACACGAAUCCCUAUUUUAAUGACAAACCUUUGCCACCUGUGAAGACACCACUUGCAGAGAAGCCAAUUGCAUCACCUUUCAAACCAAGUUCUCCUGCUAAAAAGUCAGGGGGCAUGAAAGGAGGCACAUUUGAUCCUUACCCAAGCCAUUCCGCUGACCCGUAUGUAAUUAAAAAAUCUGCGGCUGUUGCAACUACUAAAGGACGACAGAUUUUUCAUCCUCCUGCUGGACCAAAAAGCAGACCUGUUACAAGCAUAAUAACUUUAAAUGUCACAAGAUCAUUAAAUGUAAAGAACUACAAGACUGCACAGCUGACGACUUAUUAGGUACAAAAGGUGAAAUGAAGGGUACAUUUUAAGACUCUGUAAACUGUUAACAAAGCAAAUAAAAUGUGAAAAGUGGGAUUCGAGUAUAUAGGGCAAUCCAAUGUGUUUAAUUAUUG
Chroicocephalus ridibundus (black-headed gull) is the source of this 1266-nucleotide messenger RNA. It is a transcript of the gene CFAP96, whose product is annotated as cilia and flagella associated protein 96. The coding region runs from base 218 to 1150 and encodes 310 amino acids. The transcript has 8 exons. NCBI's taxonomy places the organism in Eukaryota, Metazoa, Chordata, Aves, Charadriiformes, Laridae. The record is from RefSeq and is a predicted model, not a curated record. Gene Ontology annotation, cellular component: centrosome.